This is a messenger RNA of Vicugna pacos (alpaca), 5065 nucleotides long. It is a transcript of the gene EHD4, whose product is annotated as EH domain containing 4. Gene Ontology annotation, biological process: endocytosis; endosomal transport. The record is from RefSeq and is a predicted model, not a curated record. Lineage: Eukaryota; Metazoa; Chordata; Mammalia; Artiodactyla; Camelidae. Gene Ontology annotation, cellular component: plasma membrane; cytoplasm. Gene Ontology annotation, molecular function: GTP binding; protein binding; calcium ion binding.
CCGGGCGGCGCGGACGCCGUGCAGACGGUGACUGGAGGCCUGCGCUCGCUCUACCUGCGCAAGGUGCUGCCACUGGAGGAGGCGUACCGCUUCCACGAGUUCCACUCGCCCGCGCUGGAGGACGCCGACUUCGAGAACAAGCCCAUGAUCCUGCUGGUGGGCCAGUACAGCACGGGCAAGACCACCUUCAUCAGAUACUUACUGGAGCAAGAUUUCCCAGGCAUGAGGAUUGGUCCAGAGCCCACCACCGACUCCUUCAUCGCUGUGAUGUAUGGGGACACAGAGGGCAGCACCCCAGGGAACGCUUUGGUCGUGGACCCCAAAAAGCCAUUUCGAAAGCUUAGUCGCUUUGGAAAUGCUUUCCUCAAUCGAUUCAUGUGCUCCCAGCUGCCCAACCAGGUCCUGAAGAGCAUCAGCAUCAUCGACAGCCCCGGCAUCCUGUCUGGGGAGAAGCAGCGCAUCAGCCGAGGGUAUGACUUCUGCCAGGUCCUGCAGUGGUUCGCUGAGCGGGUAGACAGGAUCAUUCUGCUCUUCGACGCACACAAACUGGAUAUCUCGGACGAGUUCUCGGAGGCCAUCAAGGCCUUCCGGGGCCAGGAUGACAAGAUCCGCGUGGUGCUGAACAAGGCCGACCAAGUGGACACGCAGCAGCUCAUGCGCGUCUACGGGGCCCUCAUGUGGUCCCUGGGCAAGGUCAUCAACACGCCCGAGGUGCUACGUGUCUACAUCGGCUCCUUCUGGGCACAGCCUCUGCAAAACACUGACAACCGCCGGCUCUUCGAGGCCGAGGCCCAGGACCUGUUCAGGGACAUCCAGAGCCUUCCCCAGAAGGCGGCAGUGCGCAAACUUAAUGACCUCAUCAAGCGAGCAAGGCUGGCCAAGGUGCACGCCUACAUCAUCAGCCAUCUGAAGAAGGAGAUGCCGAGUGUGUUUGGAAAGGAGAACAAGAAGAGAGAGCUUAUCAGCAGGUUGCCAGAAAUCUACAUUCAGCUGCAGCGAGAAUACCAGAUUUCUGCAGGGGACUUCCCCGAGGUCAAGGCAAUGCAGGAACAGCUUGAGAACUAUGACUUCACCAAAUUCCACUCGCUGAAGCCCAAGCUGAUUGAGGCCGUGGACAACAUGCUGAGCAGCAAGAUCUCGUCCCUGAUGAGCCUCAUCAGCCAGGAGGAGACGAGCAUGCCCACGCAGCUGGUGCAGGGCGGCGCCUUCGACGGCACGGCCGAGGGCCCCUUCAACCAGGGCUACGGGGAGGGCGCCAAGGAGGGCGCCGACGAGGAGGAGUGGGUUGUGGCCAAGGACAAGCCUGUCUACGAUGAGCUCUUCUACACCCUGUCUCCUGUCAACGGCAAGAUAUCGGGCGUCAACGCCAAGAAGGAGAUGGUGACCUCCAAGCUGCCCAACAGCGUGCUGGGCAAGAUCUGGAAGCUGGCCGACUGCGAUUGCGACGGCAUGCUGGACGAGGAGGAGUUCGCGCUGGCCAAGCACCUCAUCAAGAUCAAGCUCGACGGCUACGAGCUACCCAACAGCCUGCCCCCCCACCUCGUGCCCCCCUCCCACCGGAAGUCCUUGUCGAAGGCCGACUGAGGGGCAGGCCGUGUGCGGGGCAGGCGGCGCGGGGUGGGAAUCCGGGGGCCAGGGCCUGAGUCCCACGCUGCCGCCGAACCACUGAGCGGCCCUGGGCAAGGCGCUGCCCUCUCUGGGCCUCAUCUUCCCAUCUGUAGAAUGCGGAGAGCAGGCGCUGGACACCAGAUGAAGUCCUUCACCUCUAAAAUUCCGAGUUUCUAGUAAAAUAUUGGGGGGAGGGGGUGGUUUAGGAGAUUGAAGGGUUGAGAAGAAAGGGAAAUCAUCCCAAGAGUGCUCAGAAGCCGGGAGAAGCAGACGUGGAACCCCAGGAGCCACGGGAAGUGAGCCGGGGCUCUGCUGGGCUUCCCUGGACUGUUCAUCGUCACGAACCUGGCUGUCUGUCCCCCAGAGAGAGCCAGGAGGCAGCAAAGGGGAGCCGAUUUAUUUUAUUUCCUGCUUGAAAAAAAGCAGCAGAGAGGCUUUCUGUUCUCUCCAAACUGUCUACCAAAGAGAAGCCUGCUGCUCCCGCUCUGAGAGGAGGCGGCCCCAUGUCUGUGUGUCCCCGUCCAUUCUGCAGGCCUGCAACGCAGGCAGCCAGGUCGCCCAGGGCAUCCGUCCCAGCACCCACUGGCUGACUCCCGCCAGGGCUCCCCCACCCCUGGGGCCUUCCCAGCAAAGUUCUGUUUGGUUAGGAAUUUGGGACUCACAACCUUUAUUAACCCCUUGCAAGACUUCUAGUAUUCAUUUCAAGUCACGUUGAAAUCAGAAGAUUAGCUUCCCUGAUCUAUCCAAUAAUUUGUAGCAAAGUCUAUCAUACUUAAACUAGAGUAAGAAAAGGUCGUUCUCCCCAGUCGUCAGUUAGUGGGUUACAUGUCCCCAAGGCUCCUUGGUCCAUGGCAGGAUUUAAAUUCAGCAAAAACAUGGCUUGGUGUGUGCAGUGUCCUGGCCCUAUGGACACCAGUGGGAUAAGGAACCAGCCCGCGCUGGCUCUCAGGUAGAAGAGGUCAUUCUACUAGCAUUAAACACUAUUUUUAUAAAAAAAUAGGCAUUUUUAUUAUGUCCACUUUUUUUUAAUACAGUCUCUGUACAAAAGAUAAAGGCCUUUAUACAGAAACAAGAUGGAAUCUUUGGUAUAAAGCCUUAUCUUCAACAGGUUGUGUGGUUCGUACCAUGAAUGCCUCACAAGGCAGGAUUUGGGCACCUACCUGUACAUCAGCGCCUGAGUGAGAACACUCCCUGUAAACCUCCCUGGACCACUUGCUCAAAUGCGUAUGUCCAGUGGAGGUCACGGUCCCAACUACGUGGGCUCCAGCUGGAGGAUGCAGGUGCCUUUCUCCAUUAUUUAUGCAAUAAGAGAGACUCGAAAUAGUGAUAGCCAUGUGGUAUGGGGUCCUGCCGGCACCAAAAAUGAAUGAAAUGUGGACAGUCCCACCUAAGUCUUCCAAAAAGCACGUUUUUUUUUUCUGGUGUCACCUGUGACAUCAGGGUCGGAACUGCAGAUUUAAGGAAAAUGUUUAUUUUAAAGAAGGUUUUAUCCAGAUGCCAGCCCUCACACUCCCUAGCUUACUCUCUAAAUAAUUUAGUUUUCAGAGAAGUAAACGCAUAACAUGGUUUUUAAUCUUAACGAGCACUUUUAAAUUAGACACAUAGAAAAGGGACAUUUGUAAUAAUUCCAGUACUGUAAUAUGAGCAGAUAGUUCUAUGAACGCAUGAGGACUGCCCAAGCGUGUGAGCACGGUGGAUCCACCAAAGGGCAAGGUUGAGAGAGGAGAGAGUCCAUUUGUCCAAAAGUUUAGAGAUGCCAAGGUUAGUUAGCUGAUUUCCAUUCAGAAUGAUCUUGCUUAUUUAACUCUGCUCAAUUGUCAUAUAUAAAGAUAAAUAUAUACACAUAUAUGUCACAUGAGUAUGUAUUUUUGACACUGUGUGUGUACAAAUGUAGAUAUGGCCAAGUUUUAUUGACAUAGGGACAUAGAGGAAUAGUGUUUUAGAGGAGCAGCCGACAAGGUUGCUGGUUCUACGUGGAUGGAAACGCCCCGUAAGGUUGUGAUCCCUGCCCACCAUGCCCUCAGGUGGGAGAACAUCUUUGUGAAUGCUUUCCCUGCUGAGAAAUAAGGAAGAAAAAGGAAAUCACAUGUCCUUUUGUCUUAAUAUCAUCUCUUAAAACAUGAAGUUAUCCAUUAUGAAAAGUUGAUUGGAAAGAAGACCACUGGAAAACAUUUGGGACGGUGGCCAACCAAGGACCCAUAUCUCCCCAGGACCUGCACAGUGUUCCUUGAAUCUGUGUUCAAAACACCCUUGUCCCCUGACCUCACAUAGCAGGGUGACAAACACGAAGCCCUCAGGAUCUGCACUCUGACCGGCCACAUUGCCCUCCUGCACCACCCCAUUGUCCCAGUGCCCCCGACAGCGUGCUCGCAGAUGGGUGGGAGGGUGGAGGUAGGUAAACUCUAGAACUCGGAAACUACCUUCGUGCUCUCCGUGAUUCCACAGAAGAAAACCUAAGAAUCUUGAGUCCAUUUGCUGUACAGCACAUGAUAGCACAUAACACAAACCUCUGCAUUCUUAAGUUCAGGGGGGGAAAAUGAAAACUUCUGCUACUCCUCCAAAAGUUGACUUCCAAGUUGUGAGCCUGCUCAUAAUGCCCACCUGAACCUUCAUGUACAGAAGAGUUGCGCUGACACCUGCCGAGACACCGCCCCCCCAGCUCUACAGCCACAUGCUGACAUUCAACCUGCUUGGCAUCAUACAUGGAUUCUUUCCUCGCCGCGGGCUUGGGUGACCCGGGGCAGGGGUGCUCUAACAUGGGAGGGUCAUGCAUUUGGUUGGCUUUGGCUUCUCCAGGACUGGACUGGGUUCUCUGGAACACUUGUUGUCAUGCAGCAGUAACUCCUGGAUUGGGGGCUGUGGCUCCUCCCACAGGAAAGUGGGCCUUAAGAGUUGGAUUCUUACACUAUUGUCAUGGGACUGGUGUCCAGGGGGUUUAGAGAGCACAUGAGAAGCCAAACGCCCCUGCUCUCCCCCACCAACCACCCCCAUUACCAGCCUGCAGGAGAGGCCUCACCCAAGCCCAGGCCGUGGUCCUUCACUGUGUCUGCUGCGUCCCUUCACCACACCAGGAAUGUCUUGUGCUGGAGUCUGCCGCCCAGCAUGGGGUUUAACCACCGGAGUCAUGACCCGACAGCCACCGCCGGAACCUUUCCACUUAGCAGCUACACUCCUUCCUGAUGCCCAGAGCAAUACCCUGGACAGAUUGCCUUGGAGAUAAGGAAAGCAUUUAACUGAGGCACUGUUUACUUCCUCCAUGGAAUGUGGCAGAAGAAUAACACUUUUAGGACAGAUAACCACUGGGUUUUUUUGGUAAACAUAGCCGAAUUUAAGAGUGUACCAAGUGACCUGUCGAUUAGCCAAUGCAAUUAAUAUACAAUGCUUCUAUUUUUUUGUAAUCUUGUUUAGGAGUGUCAGACAAAAAAAUCUACUGAUAAUAAACUUCUGAAAAAAAUCA